UUUCAUUUCAAUUGUUUGGAACGUUUUUAAUUUUGGUGUUCCUAAAAUAACACGUGUGGCGCCAUUUGAUAGACUCCCUUGGCUGUUGCACACUUCAGGGAAAUAAAAAUGGAAUUAUUCGCUGUUAAUCGAUACGAUGUGGAGUUGGACAAAAAGCAAAGCAAUGAAGAUGAAAUUCUUCAAAAGCUUUUGAAAAAAGUUGAGAAGCGAAAACGUAAACAUUCGGAAUCUGAGAAGAAGAAACCAAAACAGGUUGAAGUGGAAGAUGAUGUGGUGGAAUCAAAGGAAACUAUUAGUACUAAUGACAUAGAUAAUGCUCUGCCAGAGGAAGAGGAUGUUAUUAAUGCGGGAACCUAUGACAAAGAAGAAUUAGAGGUCGAUGACACACCUGCUGCCCCUGCCUUUGAGGUUUUGGGCGAAGAUGUGAAUGCCAAACGCCGUAUUGAGGUACAAGCUGUUUUGCCUGCAUGGCUGGCUCAUCCACAUAUCAUUUCCACAAGUGUGGCAGCCCCAUCUGCGGACACAGCUGAGGAUAGUCUGGCAGAAUGCACUUUCCUAUCGCCACAAAUUCGAGGAGCCCUUAAAGAAAUGAAAAUUUCACGUUUGUUUCCUGUACAAACUGCGGUUGUACCAUGGAUUUUAGAUGCCCAUACAAAACCGGCACCGUUUAGGCCACGUGAUGUGUGCGUUUCAGCUCCCACAGGCAGCGGUAAAACUUUGGCCUUUGCCAUACCCGUUGUGCAAAUACUAGCACAACGUACCGAACGGAAGAUAAGAGCUUUGGUUAUUCUACCCGUUGCCGAGUUGGCUUUGCAAGUCUAUAGAGUAUUUAAGAAACUAUGCGAGAAGACCGAUCUAAAUGUUUGUUUGCUAUCGAAUCACACACCCCUACCGUUGGAGAAAGAAAAACUUGUGGAAUCCUACAAAGGUCAAUGGUAUUCAAAGGUGGACAUUGUGGUCACAACACCCGGACGUUUGGUGGAACAUUUACACGGCACCGAAGGUUUUUGUUUGAAAAAUCUAAAAUUCUUGAUUAUUGAUGAAGCUGAUCGCAUCAUGGAUGCUGUCUUUCAAAAUUGGCUGUAUCAUUUGGAUACCCAUGUCCGGGCCACAUCCGAUCAAUUGUUGUCCGGCCAAUCGGCACCUUUGUGCUACAAUGAAUUGGAAUUCGCAUAUGAUCGGCAACCCCAUAAAUUGUUAUUCUCCGCCACCUUGUCGCAAGAUCCAGAGAAGCUACAAAAUCUCCGACUCUUCCAGCCAAUUUUGUUCACCUCAGUGCUGGAUAAUCUUAAAGAGCUUCAAGAUAAGUAUGUCGAAAUGGCAACAAGCAAACCAGCAUCAGGUGAAUUUAUUGGCAAGUAUACCACACCGGCUGAGUUGACAGAGAAAUUCUGUCUGACUCAAAACAAUUUAAAGCCUUUGACUUUAUUUGCCCUCAUCAAGGAACUAAAAUGGCAAAAGUUUUUGUGUUUCACCAACAGUGUGGAGGCUAGUGAGAGAUUGAAUUUCGUAUUGCAGCAAUUAUUUUCAGAUGAGAAGAUAAGAAUUGCUGAACUAAGUGGCAGUCGUGGAAGGAAUAGAUGUUCUGAAUUGUUGUCUAAGUUCUCAAGAGGUCAGAUAAAUGGUUUGGUGUGCUCCGAUGCCUUGGCCAGAGGUAUAGAUAUACCGGGAGUGGACAUUGUUAUAUCCUAUGAUCCCCCACGACACAUUAAAACCUAUAUUCAUCGUGUUGGUCGUACUGCCCGUGCCGGUAGGCCAGGUACGGCAAUUACAUUGCUAUCCCAGCAUGAGCUGGAUAAGUUCCAUAAACUCCUCAACGAAGUUGGUAAAGUUGUUACCGCCGAACAGGAGACAUUCCCCGACAUCGAAGAGGCCAAUGCCAAGAAAUACCAAGGUAUUCUACAACGUCUACGCGAAAAACUAGUCCACGAUAAACGUAAGAAGAUCUUGGAAAUGAAUCGUGCCCGUGAAGUUAAGGAAUUGGAAUCACAAGAUGUUACAAAACUUACACCAAUGGAGAAACUGCAAAUGCAGGCCACCAUAAAAAUCCACGAUUCUACAAAAACCCAUGAAAAUGAAAAACUUUCAAACAAGAAAUUGAAAAGUUUCAAUCGCAAGUUCAAGAAGAAUGCGGCAAAGGCGGAUAAUGCUGUAAAGAGUCAAGACACCAAAGCCAAGGGCAAAAAGGCAAAUAAACGGAAGGGAAAUAAGGGUGCCAGGGUGAAAACAAAUAAAUUCAAACAAAAGAAACCCCAGAAUAAAAAAUGAGGUGUUUAGGGAGGUUCGAUUCUUGUUUUGUAAAAUAAGUAAUGUUUUUAGUUGCUACUACUAUUACUACUUUGUAUGAAAAGUAAAUAGACGAUGUAAUGUAAAACUAAUUUUGCUAUGACAUUUCAUAAAAGUUCAUUCAGAAGAUAUAA
Molecule: messenger RNA, 2420 nt
Organism: Musca domestica (house fly)
Lineage: Eukaryota; Metazoa; Arthropoda; Insecta; Diptera; Muscidae
Gene: Dbp73D
Product: probable ATP-dependent RNA helicase Dbp73D
Exons: 5
Coding region: 109-2268 (719 amino acids)
Cellular component (GO): nucleus
Molecular function (GO): ATP binding; nucleic acid binding
Source: RefSeq, a predicted model, not a curated record